AAUGGAUUUUCAAGGUAAAUAAAUUAAUUUAGUCAAAAGUAUAUAAAGGCUCCGCUUUUAUCGUAUUGGAAACACAAUUAAGUGAUUUGCUCAUAAACAAGCAGCGGUAGUUUUUAAAAAAAAGUAUUUUAAUUAUUCACAAUGAAAAUUGCAAUGUAUUUGCUUUUAAUUGUUGGUUUUAUACAACUUUUGUCAAUUGAAUCGGCACCGGCUCAGCGAACUAAAUUUAGCUUUGAUCAGUGUCCGAAAUUCGCGAGUCAUUUUUCGCUGUUAUAUACAACUAUGACUGGACAAAUAAAUAAUAUAUCAUCCCUAUUAUUGGGUCCAGAAACUCUAGUUCCUUUGGGUCUGCCAUGUCUAUAUAAGAAAUUUGGUUUGUUUAAUGACGAUAAAUCAAUUAAUUACAAUUUAUAUAAAAAACUGAUGUUGGAGACUGUUGGAAUAAUGGGUCAGUCCCAAGAAAAUCUUGAAAAAUAUUUAAGUCUUAUCCAACAUUGCUACUCAAAAAAAGGUGCUGAUGAAUUUGAAACUUUUACGCAAGUAGCGGAAUGUGUCAAUAAAGUAGAAUUUAGUCCGAAUUAAUAAUGUCAAAACUAAUACAUUUAUUCAUUAUGUAAAAUAUCAUUUUUUUUAUUUAUUGAUCCCCAUUUAAUGAUUAAUGCGUUGUAAAAACUAUUUAGAAUCUUCAACUAGAUUAAAAAAGUAAAAAAAUUAAGUAAUUAAAAAUUAUUAUUAUGACACCGUAUUAUCGACAUAUUCAAGGUAAAAUAAUUAAUAAAAUAAAAAAAUGAACUUGUCAUUAAAAAUAAAGCUCAAAGAUCAUUUGAAAACAAACGUAUUAUACUUCUUCUUGCUGGCAGUGCUAGUGCUAAUGUAAUUAAAAAUGAUUAAUUGAAACAAAGAAACACAAAUGACUUUGUUUUUUAUUUCUUAUCAAAUUAAUUGUAAAAAACUUGUCUAAGCCAAAAAAAUAAAGUAAUUAAAUUGAAAUAAAGAAACACAAAUGACUUUGUUUUUUUCA
Molecule: messenger RNA, 1021 nt
Organism: Microplitis demolitor
Lineage: Eukaryota; Metazoa; Arthropoda; Insecta; Hymenoptera; Braconidae
Exons: 4
Coding region: 142-582 (146 amino acids)
Molecular function (GO): odorant binding
Source: RefSeq, a predicted model, not a curated record